Messenger RNA from Bathycoccus prasinos, 531 nucleotides. RefSeq lists its product with no specific name. The coding region runs from base 1 to 531 and encodes 176 amino acids. The record is from RefSeq and is a predicted model, not a curated record. The transcript has a single exon. NCBI's taxonomy places the organism in Eukaryota, Viridiplantae, Chlorophyta, Mamiellophyceae, Mamiellales, Bathycoccaceae.
AUGAUGAAACCAUCAUCAUCAUCAUCGAAGACGUUCAGAGUCGCUUUUAGCGCAUCAUCCCUCGCCGCCGCCGCUGGUGGUGGUGCUGCCGGAGCGAAUUCAAACGGUGGUGGUGGUGGUAGUAAUGGUGGUGGUUUUUUCCGGCAGAUGAAAGAAAUGUACGACGCGUACGCGAACCAAUCGAAACAACUCGAGGAGAUUCGUCGAGCGACGAACGUGUUGGAAAAACGGAGAGACGAGUUUGCUCGUUUGAAAGUGGAAAACGAGAAAAAGAGGGAACAAUCGGUGGAGCUUUUGAAAGAAACCGUGGAGGGUUUACGGGUGCAAUUCGAAACCUUGGAGAAGGAGAAAAGAGAGGUUGGGAAGGUGGUGGAUGCGAUCGGGAAAGGCGCGGAGAAGAAAUUGAGAGAGAAAUUGGAGAAAGAGGAGCAUGCAUUGGAGCAACGCGUGGAUGAGAUGUUAGAGAAAGAAGGGUUGUUUUUCGGAGGAGGAGAAGAGGAGGAGAAAAAGAAGAAACCUCCUCCUCGGUAG